Oppia nitens is the source of this 411-nucleotide messenger RNA. RefSeq names its product notch-regulated ankyrin repeat-containing protein B-like. The record is from RefSeq and is a predicted model, not a curated record. Gene Ontology annotation, cellular component: ciliary inversin compartment. Gene Ontology annotation, molecular function: protein binding. The transcript has 2 exons. Gene Ontology annotation, biological process: protein localization to ciliary inversin compartment. Lineage: Eukaryota; Metazoa; Arthropoda; Arachnida; Sarcoptiformes; Oppiidae. The coding region runs from base 12 to 350 and encodes 112 amino acids.
CCGUUGAAGUAAUGUCACUCAAUAGCAAUGCCAACCAAAAGACAAUGAUUGCCAAACAAAUCGUGUCUGUGAUUCGUGACGAUGACUUCGAUCAAUUGGUCACUAUUUUAAGAUCAAAGCCUGACCUCAAUGUCUUCAUCAAUGGCCAAACGGCUCUUCACUAUUGUCUACUAUUAGGUCGGGACGUGUCGUGGUGUCGUCAACUGGUGCUGAACGGUGCGAAUACAAACCUGUCAAACCAUGACGGCUGGCAUCCCCUUCAUUUGGCAGCGGUUUUCGGUCACAACGAAACACUCAGUUAUCUAAUUAAAUGCAAUAAUACUAAAGGAAUGGCUACUGAUGUGAUUUAAAUAUAUAUAUAUAUUCAUUCCCACCACCCGUUCCCCACAUAUUUAUGGAUAUGAAAUAUUU